Molecule: messenger RNA, 489 nt
Organism: Phycomyces blakesleeanus NRRL 1555(-)
Lineage: Eukaryota; Fungi; Mucoromycota; Mucoromycetes; Mucorales; Phycomycetaceae
Exons: 2
Coding region: 1-489 (162 amino acids)
Source: RefSeq, a predicted model, not a curated record
AUGCCAAGCAGAUCAUCAUCAGCUAAUAUAAAUACAAACAGAACCUUGGUCGGAAUGGAAAGAAUGGAGCGAAAGGCAAUGGGUAGAAAACUGGAUUUAGUUUUUUACCGCCAACUUUUUGAAUACGGAUGUUAUGAAUGUGGUAGAAGAGAGUACCAAGCAAAGAAGCUCCUUCAUGGCUCUAAAAUUGCAAAAGUAUUGAAAGAUAUGCUGUAUUCAUUAUAUCAAAGAACUCCUGGUUCCCUACGUGAAUUAGCCCUUGCUGGACUUUUACUUUUUGUUGGGCGUGUCUGUAGUAUCAGCCAUAAAAGAAAUCUUGAUUUAGCAGAAGAAACAGAUGCUAUUUGUACUGCAUUGUUGCCAAUAUUAGCAGCUGUUUACAAGUCAAUAGUAAUGAUGGAAAACACCAACAAGCUUGCAAAGCAAAAGCUGGUGGAUAUUGACCUUGACCUUGACCUUGACAUUGAUCAGUGCAAGACAAUUUCCUAG